UGUAUAUACAUAUGUACUUAUAUACGACUAUUUAGCCAUGGAUAUUUCCGACCCUAAUAUCGUUAAUUCGAUUCGUCCCCUUCGUUACGACAGCCCUCGAAAAAAUUCGACUUUGGGUAAUAAUUUUGGAGCACUUUACAUCCUCAGUCCGCUGUUAACGUGUGGAUUCUAUCUGGGAAUCGUGCCAUUCCGAUUCCGACAUCUGAAAAUCGGCGAAAUAAAUGGCAAGAUUGAACUUCAUCACUGCAAACUACAGAAGAUUCUUUGUUUCGCAAUUAACGUCAUAAUUUUGCAACAAUGCUUCAGCGAUGCAAUGGAAUUUGAGUACAACAAAAUUAAAGAAAACACACAUCCUGGCGCUUAUCUCAGAAUUCUGUCUGAUUGGAGUGACCUUGCCUAUAAAGUUGUCGUCAUAUCAACUUUUUGGAUUGGUCAAAAGAAAUUCAGAACCUUAUUAAAUUUCGUUUCGGAAAAUGGUCAAAGUGGAAUUUUUCAAGGAAACUUAAAAAUCAAAUACUUGGGAUACUUGGUUCCCUUCUUGACCCUGAUUGGAAAUUUGACUCGGAUGAUUCUAUCCGAAUCUGAGCAAAGUCUUGCCAAAAUUCCUGCCCGAUAUAUUGCGGAAGGAUAUGGAAAAUUAUUUUAUUGGAGCCCAAAUUCAAUUCCACAAGUUACCAACUCUUCCAACUUUGACUACCUGAUUGGACUUUUAGCAUUUUCGCAAAUGAAAUAUGACGCUUAA
Messenger RNA from Folsomia candida, 742 nucleotides. RefSeq lists its product as uncharacterized. The record is from RefSeq and is a predicted model, not a curated record. The transcript is spliced from 4 exons. The coding region runs from base 38 to 742 and encodes 234 amino acids. NCBI's taxonomy places the organism in Eukaryota, Metazoa, Arthropoda, Collembola, Entomobryomorpha, Isotomidae.